AAGUUGUAAGCAGUUUUAAAAAGUAAUUUGCUUUGUUUACACCUGAUUAAUUUGAAAAUAUGAGCUCCCGUAGCCUACGACAGCGUCCACAGCGUAAAACAGACGAGUCUGUUGAUGAUGGUAUGGUGGAUACGGAAAAGACUAAGUGUAAAAAAGGCAGAAAGAAGUCGCUUUGGGGUCAUAAGUCCUGUCCGUACGAUGAAUAUGGCAAUAUAAGACACAACGGGCUGGAUGUUUGUGACUGCAUGAAUGAUAAAUGUGAUGGCUGCUGGUAUCCGUGUCGCAUUUGCGGCUCGACAAGAUGUGGACCUCAAUGCCGCGCAAGCCGAAAGUUCUACUACGAGAGCAUACAAUACGAUGGCAAGGAAUUAGUAAUAACAAAUCCACAGAUUCCCUACCUUAAGAACUAGUAAUUAUCUUAAUUACAUUACAAAUAUAAUAAUAAGCAAUG
Drosophila busckii is the source of this 451-nucleotide messenger RNA. Its product is annotated as ARL14 effector protein. Bases 60 to 410 code for a protein of 116 amino acids. Gene Ontology annotation, cellular component: intracellular membrane-bounded organelle. The record is from RefSeq and is a predicted model, not a curated record. NCBI's taxonomy places the organism in Eukaryota, Metazoa, Arthropoda, Insecta, Diptera, Drosophilidae. The transcript has a single exon.